GCCAUUAUCACUGUCAAAAUCAAACAAAAAGCACAAAAAAGACCGUUGGCCGUUGGGCAUAUCUCAACCGAUUUCCCUCCGGUUUUGGUCCAUUUAUCUGCGAAUUUUCGUAUCAAACAGGUGGUCAGUCAAACGAAGCACCUUCAAAUUUUCAAUUACCAGUUUCUUUAAUUCAAAUUCGAGUCAUGGAUCCGCAAUUUAGGAUUCACGAGGACCAGGAAAAUCAGCGGCCGAAAUUACACGCCGUGAAGUCGGGUGCCCAAAAGAAAACCGCUUUGGGUCCCUUGAGCUGCAACAACAACGCCGAUAAUGUACAAAAACCCAAGGACAAGAAGCCUUUGGCCCUAUCCAAAACCACAAGCAAUGCCAAUAUCCAAGACAAAGAAAACUGGGGUGGCAAUAAGGAAAACCAACAGAUAAACAAAGACCUAAAAAAUUUCGUUAAUCCAAUCAUACCUGUGGCCCAAUUUGAAGCAUUCAAAGUAUAUGAAGAUGAAGAGAAACUUGCCAGAAUCGAGGAAAAAUUGCGAUCGAAGAGCACAUAUAACGUCUACAAGGGUAACGAAGAACGUUUCUUUUCAAAAACAGAAGUGGCUGAUAUGCAACGCAAAGGAAUUAUUCCGAAGCCACCAUCUCCCGUUCCGAGUCCCAUGAGCGUGGAGAGGAGCUGCUACAGGGCAGUUUGGACCGAUGAAGAGGAUGACCAUGAAUUUUUCAAUAUGGAAGAGUAUGGAGAGGACAUUUAUAAGUACUUAAGGGAGCACGAGCUUAAGAACCGCGCCAAACCAGGAUAUAUUCAGAAACAACCGGAUAUAACCGCCUCAAUGAGGACCAUCUUGGUAGACUGGUUAGUUGAAGUUGCCGAAGAAUAUAAGUUGCACACAGAAACUUUAUAUUUGGCCAUAAAUUACAUCGAUCGGUUUCUCAGCUACAUGUCGGUAAUCAGAUCUAAAUUGCAAUUGGUGGGCACUGCUGCCAUGUUUUUGGCCUCGAAAUAUGAAGAAAUAUACCCACCAGAAAUUGGCGAGUUCGUUUAUAUCACAGACGACACCUACACAAAAAAACAAAUUAUCAGGAUGGAACAGUUGAUUGUCAAAGUUUUGGGUUUUGGCUUGUCUGCACCAACUCCAUUGUCCUUUAUAACUGCUAUAUCUGUCUUGAAUAGUACUGAGGAGAAAGUCAAGAUGUUUGCUAUGUAUUUGUGUGAAUUAUCUAUGUUGGAUGGAGAAGCUUACCUUGGAUUCUUACCCAGCGAAUUGGCGUGCAGCGCAAUUAUAAUUAGUCAAUAUACACUGGACCUGCCAAUCUGGUCGGAAAAAUACGUGUCGAGUACCGGAUACCAAAUGGGAGAACUCGUAAAUUGUAUUCACUUUAUAUACAAUUUGUUUUUGAGGGCUCCAAAACUACCUCAGCAUGCGGUUCAGGACAAAUAUAAAGCGCAAAAGCACCAUCAGGUGUCCCAAAUCUUGCCCAAAUCUUCGACAUUCCCCAAGAUUGAGCCAGUGCCGACGUGAAGGAUCUAUUUUAUUAUUACGUCGAAUGAAAGACUGUUUUAUUCAAAAACUUAAAAAAAAAACGCGUUUUUUAGUGCCUGAUAAAUAGGUUGUAGGCCUAGACAAGUGCCUUUGGCAUCACAUACUCGCACACCUAAAAAUACUUUAAUUUUGGGGUAUAAUUUUAUACAUAUCAGUAAUAUUUCCAAUUAAUAGUUAACAAUCAAAUGUGAAUCUGAGAAUCUCAUUUUGUUUUAAAAGUGCUGAUAUUUAACGCUUGCGGUGGGCCCCCAAAAAAGUGCACCUAUACUACUUUUAUUUUUUUGUUUUAGUCUUUUAAGAAGUGAGUUUGUUUUAAAGGCCAUGUAUGUAUAAGGUGUUUAUUUUUUAUUGUAUGUGUAUAGUGUUUAACUCGAUAUUUUUUACUUUUAGUAUUAUUACCUAUGCAUGCCAGUAUGGCUAUUAACUUUUAUAUAUUUUUACUUAAUAAAGUGCAGAUUACUGUGGUA
Messenger RNA from Anthonomus grandis grandis, 2002 nucleotides. RefSeq names its product G2/mitotic-specific cyclin-A. Gene Ontology annotation, molecular function: cyclin-dependent protein serine/threonine kinase regulator activity. NCBI's taxonomy places the organism in Eukaryota, Metazoa, Arthropoda, Insecta, Coleoptera, Curculionidae. Gene Ontology annotation, biological process: mitotic cell cycle phase transition; regulation of cyclin-dependent protein serine/threonine kinase activity. Gene Ontology annotation, cellular component: cytoplasm; cyclin A2-CDK2 complex; nucleus. The coding region runs from base 186 to 1514 and encodes 442 amino acids. The transcript is spliced from 6 exons. The record is from RefSeq and is a predicted model, not a curated record.